This is a messenger RNA of Cuculus canorus (common cuckoo), 3302 nucleotides long. RefSeq names its product selectin P (gene SELP). The transcript is spliced from 16 exons. Lineage: Eukaryota; Metazoa; Chordata; Aves; Cuculiformes; Cuculidae. Gene Ontology annotation, biological process: leukocyte tethering or rolling; response to cytokine; heterophilic cell-cell adhesion. Gene Ontology annotation, molecular function: calcium ion binding; sialic acid binding; oligosaccharide binding. Gene Ontology annotation, cellular component: external side of plasma membrane; membrane. The record is from RefSeq and is a predicted model, not a curated record. The coding region runs from base 141 to 2612 and encodes 823 amino acids.
GGCUGGGGUGGGACGGGAAGAAGCCAAGGGCAGGGAACGAUGCUCUGCAUGCUCAGAGGAAGUGUAAGCACUGCUGCCCACCAAGGGCGAGACAGCUCCAAGCUGUCGGCAGCUGAGCAAGGUGCAUCUGCAGCACCAACAUGGGUACUGCUGAGGCACUGUGGUCUGCUGGGAGGACAUGGGCUCUGGGAUCUCGUGGCAUCUGCUAUUUGGGCAUCGCUGCCAUCACAUGGGGUGUGGUGACACAGGUGGAGGUGGGUGCCUGGACGUACCACUACAGUAAUCAAGGGGACUACGUGUGGGAGCAGGCCAGGAACUACUGCCAGACUUUCUUCACUGACCUGGUGGCAAUCCAGAACAAGCAGGAGAUCGAGUACCUCAACAAGAGCCUGCCCUUCCAUGGGCGCUACUACUGGAUAGGCAUCCGCAAACUGGGUGGCACCUGGACCUGGGUGGGCACCAAGAAAGUGCUGACAAAAGAGGCAGAGAACUGGGCAGCUGGGGAGCCCAACAACCGCCGCUCCAACCAGGACUGCGUGGAGAUCUAUAUCAAGCGACAGCGGGAGUCAGGCAAGUGGAAUGAUGAGCCCUGCAACCGGAGGAAAAAGGCAUUGUGCUACCUGGCUUCCUGCCAGCCCCUCCUGUGCAGCCAGCAUGGCGAGUGUGUGGAGACCAUUGGGAGCUACCGCUGCGAGUGCUACCCCGGCUUCCAUGGCCGUGAGUGUGAGGACGUUGUGCAGUGCACCAAGCUCGAGCCCAAGGGAAUGCACAUGAACUGCAGCCAUCCCUACGGAGACUUCAGCUACAACUCCACCUGUGUGUUCAGGUGCCAGGAGGGGUUCAAGCAACAAGGGGAGGGCACACUGCGGUGCCUGGCUUCCCAGCAGUGGUCAGCAGACACACCCAUGUGCACAGCUGUCAUAUGUCCCCAGCUGGCUGCCCCGGAAAACGGCCAAGUCAAUUGCUCCCACCCACUUGGCAUCUUCACCUUCAAUUCCACAUGUGCCUUCUCCUGCCAGGAGGGCUUUGAGCUGACGGGAGCACAGAGGCUGCAGUGCACAGCUGGCGGUGUCUGGACCGGGCCCCCUCCACGCUGCAAAGCCAUUACCUGCCCAGUGCUCAGUGCCCCAGACUGGGGAGAGCUGAACUGCUCCCACCUCCAUGGGGAUUUCACCUUUGGCUCCACAUGUACCUUCCUCUGCCAGACUGGGUUUGCAUUGAUGGGGCCACAGAACCGUGAGUGCACAGCCACAAGGACCUGGACAGGAGAUACCCCACGCUGUGAAGCAAUCACCUGCCCAGUGCUCAGCGUGCCAGACCAAGGACAGCUGAACUGCUCCCACCUCCACUGGGACUUCAGCUUUGGCUCCACAUGUGCCUUUUCCUGCCGGACAGGGUUUGCACUGAUGGGUCCGGAAAGCCGUGAGUGCACAGCCACAGGGACCUGGACUGGGGACUCCCCACACUGCGAAGCCAUUACCUGCCCAGCGCUCAGUGCCCCAGAUCGGGGAGAGCUGAACUGCUCCCACCUCCAUGGGGAUUUUGCCUUUGGCUCCACAUGCACCUUCUCCUGCCAGACUGGGUUUGCACUAGUGGGGUCAGAGAGUCGUGAGUGCAUGGCCACAGGGACAUGGAGUGGAAACACACCAUGCUGUGAAGCCAUUACUUGCCCGGUGCUCAGUGCUCCAGACCGAGGACAGAUGAACUGCUCCCACCUCCACAUGGACUUUGCCUUUGGCUCUACAUGUGCCUUCACCUGCCAGACAGGGUUUCUGCUGAUGGGGCCAGAGAGCCGUGAGUGCACGGCCACAGGGACCUGGUCUGGGGAUGCUCCACGAUGUGAAGCUAUCACCUGCCCAGUGCUCAGUGCUCCAGACCGAGGAGAGCUGAACUGCUCCCACCUCCAUGGAUACUUCACCUUUGGCUCCACAUGUACCUUCUCCUGCCAGACAGGGUUUGCACUGAUGGGGCCAGAGAACCGUGAGUGCACAGCCACAGGGACCUGGACUGGGGAUGCCCCACAAUGCAAAGCUAUUGCCUGCCCAGUGCUCAGUGCUCCAGAUCGGGGAGAACUGAACUGCUCCCACCUCCACGGGAACUUCAACUUUGGCUCCACAUGUACCUUCUCCUGCCAGAUGGGGUUUGCACUGAUGGGAAUGGAGAGCCCUGAGUGCACGGCCACAGGGACCUGGACUGGAGAUGCCCCACAUUGUGAAGCCAUCAGCUGCCCGGUGCUGGACCCCCCCAGCAGAGGCAAGCUGAGCUGCUCUCACGUGUAUGGGAACUUUACAUACAAUGCCACAUGCGUGUUUUCCUGUGAGGAGGGGUUUGUUCGGAUGGGAGCAGAGGUGCUCUUCUGCACAGCCACAGGGAACUGGACCAGGCAUCCCCCUCUGUGUGCAGAGUACAGCGCCCCGUUCUUAAAGCAAGUCCUGGCUUACAGCAGCGGCACGGCUCUGGCAGUAGUUGGUGUUGUGCUCUCAGGGACGCUCAUUGCCAUCCUCGUCAAGCGGCUCAGCAACAGAGAGGAGAAGAAGAAGCUACUGAACCCUACCAGUGACUUAGGAUCGCCAGGUAUCUUCACCAAUGCAGCUUACGACUCCAACCUGUAAGGUGCAAGACGGUCCCAACACCUUGCACUCUCCAUUCCAGCAUUCAUCUCAGCUUCUGCUGGGGGUCACGUGCCCCCAGGUGGGGUCACCCAAUAAGGAGGAGGGAGCGGUCACGGCCCAGACACACCAUGUCUCCGCUACCAGAAAUAAUGGUAAAACUCUCCCAGACUUGUUUUGGAGUUUUAGAAAGCAAGCAUCCUUUAUCAGGCCUGGGCAACACGCAGGAGUGAUCUCCAUCAUGUGCAAGGAGAAGAAAAGCUGGUUACAGAACAUAUUUCCCACUGACGUGACUAUGUAUAAAUUUUCCCAGAAAUCUUAUGCAUAUUCUAUUGCUUUCCAAGGUCUAAUUUUAAUGUUAUGAAACUUCGCAACAGCGGAAACUCUUGCUUGUUUGGAGUUGGCUUCAGCUCUCUGCUCUGCCUUGACUUAGAGAUAGAGAAAUACUGCAAACAGAGGCAAUUAGAAAACAGACAUAUCUGUUCAGCGCGGAUUGCACUUCACACAAGAUGUUAUCAUCUUCAAAGAAUGAACAGUGUGUGGAAAAAACACCGUUUUAGAAGAAAACACGCUAUCAGAAGAACAUUCUGUUUAACUUUCAAAGAACACAAUUACUUACACGAAACUUUACUUCAGCUUAAAUAAAAGAUAUUGCACUUUUUGUAACGGAAGCUUCUCCUCCCCGCGCGCGCC